AUGGAGAUACGCAAAUCCGGCUGCGCGCACAAGAAAAAAGGCGCAAAAUAUACCAACGUUAUGAAACCGCACUUGCGAGUUCUCAUCACUAGCAAUCGAAGGGCUCUAAUAAUGGCAGAUGUUAAAUCUUUGGAGCAUCCUACUUUGAAGGUCCCGUAUGAACUACUAAAUAAGAAGUUUCGUGCAGCACAAAAGCAAUUGGAUCGAGAAGUGUCGCAUGUCCAGGCAGCUGCACUGGAAUUAGAGAGAGGUUUACAAGCAGAAGUAGUUGGAGCAGGAGAUAUUUCUCGUCUAUUAGGAGGAAUGGUAGAAAGAUUACAAGUUCUGAAACGCAAGGCAGAAGAGAGUAUAUCAGAAGAACUUGAAGCUGCUUAUGUCUGUAAACGUCGUUUGGAACAUUUAUGGGGACAUGCAGGUUCUGGUUCCCUCAAUGAUAGUACACAGAGUGCUGUGAAUCUGUGGCGUAGACGCCGCCUUGAUCGAAUGUUGGUAGAGUAUUUUUUGAGGCGAGGGUACUAUGGGGCUGCUACACGUCUGGCUCACCGUUCUGAUUUGCGUGAUCUUACUAAUAUUGAUGUAUUCUUGGUCUCCCGUGAAGUAGAAAAGUCGCUUGCCAGGCGUGAAACUUCAAAAUGCCUUGCAUGGUGUCAUGACAAUCGAUCUAAGUUACGGAAACUCAAAUCAACAAUGGAAUUCAAUCUAAGGAUUCAGGAAUUUGUAGAACUUGUGCGAAACGAUCAGCGAAUGGAUGCUGUUAGACAUGCCCGUAAACAUUUUUCAAGUUUUGAGGAUGAUCAACUUCAAGAUGUUCAACACUGCAUGGCUCUUUUAGCUUUUCCCACUAACACAGAAUUGUCGCCUUACAAAGAGCUGCUGGACGAAAGUCGUUGGGAUCGUCUUGUUGAGCAGUUUCGGCAAGAAAAUUACCGCCUAUUCCAACUUGCAUCACAAUCUGUUUUCACUGUAGCUUUGCAAGCAGGCUUAUCAGCUUUGAAAACACCAUAUCCUUUUCUAAUCAAAAUGAAUUGUUACAGCAAUUCUCGAGAUGGCCGCAAUCCUAGUUGCCCCGUUUGUCAAGAAGCUCUCAAUGAACUUGCUUAUCCUCUACCAUUUGCUCAUUGCUCACAAUCACGAUUAGUAUGUUCUAUCUCAGGGCUUCCUCUCAAUGAGCAUAACCAACCAAUGAUGCUUCCCAAUGGAUAUGUGUAUGGUGAACAGGCCUUAGAACAAAUGGCAAUUGAAAAUAAUGGACAAAUAAUUUGUCCCAAGACAAAGGAAGUAUACCCUUACAAGAAACUCGAGAAGGUAUUUGUUAUGUGAAACAAUAAUUCUGGACAUUUGCGUUUAUUUGUAGAUUUUUUAAGAAUAUUUUUCAAGCUACUCACUCCUGUUGAUGUAUAUUAUUUGAUAGUUUGCCUUUUUGUAUGAUCACUUGUCAUUCAUCUGAAUAACCAGGUGUUCAUGGACAUAAAUUGCCUUGUGUAGAACUUAUUUUGCAAAAUACAAAAUUAUUCCAGUGCUAAAUAUUCUUCUUAUUCCACUCCAGAUUUAGUAAC
This is a messenger RNA of Gryllus bimaculatus (two-spotted cricket), 1556 nucleotides long. Lineage: Eukaryota; Metazoa; Arthropoda; Insecta; Orthoptera; Gryllidae. The record is from the annotation of a GenBank genome assembly.